ACGUAGUCUCGGGUCGCUUUUAAAAAAAAGUUGAACUGUUUUCAACUUGACACGCCCUUUUAAAAACGCGACGCAAUGGCGAAAGGCUCAUGUAUCUAUAGAAUGCGUUUUGCGUUCGUCUGCGCUGUUUUUCCCAUUUGUUAAACUAUGUAAACAUGCGCUAGGCUAAACGGACGCCGCAUCUCCCUUUUUAUGCGUCUCUUGCAUGAGCACCGCGUUUUUUAGACGCAGCUCCAAGUUAAGAACUUUAACUGUUAAAACGUCUCUCGAGACACAUGCGUUCGUGGCACUGCGUCUGGCUUUUUUAGCGCAAGGAUGCGUUCGGUGUGAACGGCCCCUAACAAUAAAAUAGCGCCAACUGAACGCUUGAACGCGUACUGUGUGAAGAUUCUAGUUUUGAAGCCUCGUGGCGGUGUAGACGCGGUGUUGGUGUGAUUUUGUGUUUGUUGAUUUAUUUCCUCUUGUGUUCCAGUGAUCGAGAAUGAAUCAGACCGCAGGUGUCACAAACACCUACAGAAGAUGUUCGCAAGGAGGAAAAGAGCUGGUGGGCAGUAACCCUCCGCAGAGAAACUGGAAGGGAAUAGCGAUCGCACUGCUUGUUAUUCUGGUCAUCUGCUCUCUGAUCGUCACCUCUGUCAUUCUUUUGACUCCAGGUGAGGAUGAUAGCCUGGCAUUUAAGGGAAAAGUGACAGUUGAAGAAAUCUUCAAGAAGGACUUCAAGGUUCACGACCCAAACGCUAAAUGGAUCAGCAGUAAUGAACUCCUGUAUCGUACCCGUGAUGGCGAUGUGGUUCGCUUUAACAUGGACACCAACGAGAGUACAAUCCUGGUGACCAACAGGAAGUUUGAAAUGUACAAAGCCAGCAUUUAUGAGGUUUCCCCAGAUAUGAAACUCGUUCUGUUGGCCUACAAUGUUCAGCCGGUUUACCAGCACUCAUUCACUGCGGACUACAUCAUUUGCAGUCUGGAAACUCCGGAAACAUGGAUCCUGAACCCUCCAGAAGUGCGAAACGCUCAUCUGCAGUUUGCAGGUUGGGGGCCACAAGGCCAGCAGCUGAUUUUUAUAUUUGAGAAUAACAUCUACUACCGAGCCACUGUGGAGAACAGAUCCAUCCGUUUGGUUUCAACUGGGAAGGAGGGUGUGAUAUUGAACGGUCUGAGUGACUGGCUUUAUGAAGCGGAGAUCUUUAAGUCCCAUAUCGCCCACUGGUGGUCUCCGGAUGGAGCCAGACUCGCAUACGCCACCAUCAAUGACACGCUGGUGCCCAAGAUGGAGCUUCCAAUGUUCACUGGCUCUUUGUACCCUACAGCGAGACAGUAUCACUACCCUAAGGCCGGAGAGGAGAACCCAGUCAUCUACCUGUAUGUGGUGAAUCUCAACGGUCCUCUGCACACCAUUGAGAUGAGAAAACCAGAUGACCAGAGAAUAGGAGAGUACUAUGUGGCAAUGGUUAAAUGGGCCACAAGUACAAAACUGGCUGUAAACUGGUUGAACCGAGCCCAGAAUAUCUCUAUCCUGACCCUCUGUGAAGCCACAACAGGUGUCUGCACUAAGAAACAUGAGGAUGAGAGUGAGGGCUGGUUGCACAGACAGAAUGAAGUGCCGCUGUUCUCUAAAGAUGGUCUGCGGCUGUUCUUCACCAGAGCGAUCCCACAGGGAGGACGAGGGAAGUUCUUCCACAUCUCCAUGUCCAUCUCACAGCCCAACAGCAGCACAGAUACUCUGCAGUCCAUCACAUCAGGAGACUGGGACGUCACGCAAGUGCUGGCAUAUGAUGAGGACAGCCACUUAAUAUAUUUCCUGAGCACUGAGGAUGACCCUAAACGAAGGCACCUAUACAGCGCAGACACGGUGGGCACCUUUAACCGCCGCUGUCUCUCCUGUGAUUUCACUGACAGCUGUGGUUAUGUCAGCGGCUCUUUCAGUCAUAAUAUGGACUACUUCCUGCUCAACUGUAAAGGUCCUGGAGUUCCAUAUGUGGCGGUAUACAGCACUCAUGACAGACAGAAGGUGUGUGAUAUUGAGUUGAAUCUGAACUUGAGGAGAACGGUGGACUCGAUGCAGAUGCCGCGGGUGGAAUACAGGGAGAUAAACAUAGAGGAUUACACCCUCAGUAUGCAGAUCCUGAAACCUGCAGGCUUCAUAGACACCUCACACUACCCACUUCUGCUCCUCGUAGAUGGGACUCCAGGCAGUCAGUCGGUCUCAGAGCAGUUCCACAUUGACUGGGCGUCAGUGCUGGUCAGCAGUUUUGGGGUGGUUGCAGUGCGCAUUGACGGCCGUGGAAGUGGCUUUCAGGGCACUAACUUGCUCCAUAAAGUGCAGCGCAGACUGGGGGUGUUGGAGGAGAAAGACCAGCUGGAGGCCCUCAGCAGCAUUAUGGCACAGGAGCCGUACAUUGACAAGACCAGAAUUGGAGCUUUUGGGAAGGUUUAUGGAGGUUAUAUCACCAGUCUUCUGCUCAGCUCUGAAGAGUCCGUGCUCAAGUGUGCUGCAGUGCUCUCGCCCAUCACAGAUUUUACACUAUAUGCAUCAGCUUUUUCAGAGAGAUAUCUGGGUCCUCCCAAGCCAGAUCGGAGAGCAUACGAGAUGGCCAACCUUGCGUACAGAGCAUCCCAGUUCAUCAAUAAGAAGUUUUUAAUCAUUCACCCAACCGCAGAUGAAAAAGUCCACUUUCAGCACACAGCUAAAUUCAUCUCCAGGUUAAUCAGUGAGAGAGCAAAUUACACUCUGCAGAUCUACCCAGAUGAAGGUCACUUCAUUCACAACGAGGGAACACGGCAGCACCUCAGUCAGUCUCUGGUCAACUUCUUCGAGGAGUGUUUCCGGCUCCCAGAGCUUGUGUUUGAAGAGACACUGGAGGAGGAGAGUGAAGAGGAGGGUUAGACACCCCAUCCAUGAUGCCCAACCUCAAAGCCAGCUCCUUUUGCCACAUAAUAUGCAACCCAUAGAUUUCAGUCCUUCUGUUUUCAGUUUGUUCAGUCAACGGUCCCUCCACACCUCCCGGUGUCGCAUGCUGAUUCUAAAACUCCCCUUCAGGUGCUCCUCACCAUCCAUCAACCCUCUUCAGACUGCAGCCGUGCGGUGCGGCGUGGCAUUUGGCUGGCGCUACAUCAUCCCUCUAAACCCGGCAGGCCAGUUAUGAGCUUCUGAGAAUGUUAUGAAGAAGUUUCUGGCCUGUCCAUCACGUUGACGGAUGAGAGGCUGUGAUAUUAACUGACUGCCGAGUGUGAUGGGCUUUGAAUCCCAAUCGCUGUGAAACUCACAGGAGACUGUGAACGUCUGGAAUUGCAAUAGCGAGACUGAGGGGUCAUUUGGUGUUCGAUUCAAAUAGGUAUUUGGUGUUUUGGGAAUUGCGGGGGGUUGUUGUAGGGAGAACGUGUCAUGUGUGCUUCAAUCUUCUCAUGUCAAGUUUUGCUCGUGUCUGGUGUUGCAGUGUAAAGUCGCACAUGAAAAAAAAUCACUUGGAUAUCGAUAAAACUCGUUUUCAGUGUUCAAGCGUGUCGCAGUCUUGGAAAUCUUGUAGCCUCAAGUGUGUAUUUAGAUGGUGUUCCUUCAUUGCGAAAACUUUAUCAAGCAGAAGGGGAGUAGAAACAACGAUUAUCAUUAUUAUCGUACACCAUGACAGUUUAAUACGACUGUUGUUGCCACUUCUCAGCAUGCGUUUGGUCUGUCAGUGCUGGAGAAAGCACACUAUCUUAUUUUAGUCACUGUGCCUUAUUAUGGAGGUGAACAAUCUAUAUGAGGAGCCUCCGUAUAAAUACCAUGAGUCCUUCAAGGCUUAAUGUUUGAUUGACCAUGUCUGUACUUAAAUUCUGACAUCACAAAAUGCAUUAUUGACUGUAAUAGCAUUAUGAUGACACUGUUAUUAGAAAAUUAUGUUUUGAACACUCUUUAUUUGUGCAUGUGUGAGCUAGUGUUGUUUUACCGGCAACAAAAAACAAACUCGCUCUGCGUCCCGCUUAUAGUGGCUUUCCAUCCACUAUAAGGAUCAAGUAAUGGAGCAUGAAAUUAAAAUUUAUGAUUUCAACAUUACCUCAGUAUUAAACUAAAACGUCUCUGAGGGUUUAUAAACGCAUUUUGUAUGUCAAUUUGUUGAUACAUGCUCAAAAAAAAUCUGUACAUAGAAGUAUAAUGAGUAGUGUAGAAAAAAAACUGAGAGUGUUUAAGGAAACAUUUGCCCAAAAAUGAAAAUUCACUUACUUGCAAGUCGUUCCAACCAUGUAUGACUUUUGAAUGUGCUGUGGAACACAAAAGGAGAUAUUUUGAAGAAUGUUAAUGCAGCUGUUAUCCAUUAAAUGAAAGAAUAAAGUGACCAGGGACUGUCAAGCUCCAAAAAGGACAACAAAAACCUGCACCUGGUGCUUCAUUUAUAAAGACAUUCGUAGAAUGAUCUUAAAUAUGAAAGUUCGAAAAAAGAAAAAAUUCCUUAAUGCGUAAAGUGUUAUAAAUCGCAAUUUAUUUUAAGUUAUUCAUUUUUUUCAUUAGUUCAUUCUCAUGAAAUGUCUUUGUGUGGUUGGCAAAGUUUUCUAAAAAAAAAAAAAAAAAAAAACUGAGCGCAGGUACCGGUUUCUUCCCAUAUAAUGUAGUCUAUUCAACAACUCAUUAUUAUUUAUUAAUUUUUAUUAUAAAUAAUAAAUACAUUCACUGACCGUGUUUACUAUAAAUCCACACCAUUCUUCAAUCAAUGGCUAUAUCAUUGCUAAACCUUGAUUCCAAAAAGAGGUUUUACAUAUAAUAAAACAUGCAAAGUCUACAUGGCAACCAUGUUCUGUAUAAAAUGCAUGUUCUUUUCUCACUGUUCUCUUCUGCUCGCUCUUACCAUUAAUUACGCUGCGGAUAUCCCAAAUAAAGCAUUUACAUUACGCUUACAUAAUCUAAAUAUGACCACAUUCUGACUCAUAUCGGAUUAUUCUUGUGCAUGUAAAUGUGCGCACUCAUUUAUUACAAAAUUUGCAUCACUAAAAAUAAAUAUGUCAGUGUGCACUGGCACACUGGAGUUUGAGCACAAAAAAAAUGUGUAGGCAUGCUUGUCAUUUGAUGUACAAAUAAUAGAAUUAUUAUUAUUUAUUUAUUUUUUUUCAUUUUUGGAACUCGACAGUAUCCAUCCACAUUUACCUUCAUUGUAUAGAAAAAAGCAGCAUGAAAAAUGUUCCUAACAUCUUUUUUUUUUUUUUGGAAGAACCAAAGUCAUAUGAAACAACAUGAGUGUGAGUAAAAUUUUCAUUUAUGUGAGAACUAUACCUUUAACACUUGUGAAAUACAGUACUGUGCAAACGUUUCGCAUUACAGCAGUGGCCAACUCACUGCAGUUUGCUCAUUUUCAUUAUUUAAGUCCUAAUAGUUAUUUAUGGUAUGUGUAUGGAAAUUUGUCUCAGUGCUUUGCACAGUACUGUAUAUUAACAGUUAUCGGUUGUAAUUUUUGCAUAUAAAAGCUAGUGAGGAUGAAAUGUGUUUUAUUUAGUUUGAAUGAAAUGUCCAUGUUUAAUCUUGAUGCAUUCAUAGUGCAUGUCGAAAAACCAUUUGCAACUUAAAAGCUAUUUUUUAAAACUGGUCAAAUAUGUGCAUAGUAUUUUUGACGGCUUGAAUGUUCUUUACCGACCUGCAAAUCAUUUCCGGUAGUUUCGUAAGUGAGAUCUCAGUCUUGUCUGCUUAAUGUAUAAAUGUUACUCAAAUAUCAUUUAAGUUUCUGAAUAUCUGAGUGUUUCUUGUACAUAAAGCAUCUGAAGGUGUUUUGUUCUCCUGUAUCGAGGGUAAUGAAGGUCACGUUACUAUGAACUGAAAUGUGCGCAAUGACAAAUAAUCACAUGGGACCAAGAGUAUGAUGGGAUUACCGUACAUAAGAGUAGGCAUAUUGUGACAACUGUCAGAUUACAAACUAUUUUAUCAUCACAUUUGUUAUGAUUUGUUUUAAACCUCAGUUGGAGUGAAAAAAAAAAAGGACAAAUACAUAAGUAACCAAAAUAAACUGAAAUCUUUCAUCCUU
Messenger RNA from Myxocyprinus asiaticus (Chinese sucker), 5987 nucleotides. Its product is annotated as dipeptidyl aminopeptidase-like protein 6. The record is from RefSeq and is a predicted model, not a curated record. NCBI's taxonomy places the organism in Eukaryota, Metazoa, Chordata, Actinopteri, Cypriniformes, Catostomidae. The coding region runs from base 482 to 2887 and encodes 801 amino acids. The transcript has 26 exons. Gene Ontology annotation, biological process: proteolysis. Gene Ontology annotation, molecular function: dipeptidyl-peptidase activity; serine-type peptidase activity.